AUGGUUCUGCGUUUAUGGCUUUCACUUCACGCCGUUCCUUUAACUGCGGUUUGGUGUAAAUGUGCCCCGGAUUACUACUAUGAUGGACUUGUUGAAGAGUGUAAACAUUGCUCAACCAGGUGUAAUUCACCACCACACAUUUGCACAACCUUCUGUACCUCAUGUAAGUCAUCAUCAAACGAAUCUCAAGAGAGCAAUAAUGUUCAGCUGAUACUGGUCCUGCUGUUUGCGUUUGUAUGUGCCUUCUCUGCGCUGACGGUGAUUGUGCAGGUCUUACGCAAAAAGACAUGCCAGGAACUGCCAUGCAAAGAGCCGGUCGAAACGUCUGAGGGCGAAAGAAGCUGCGAUGAUAGCGAGCAAACCGAGGUGGCAGAGGCGGCUGCUACUGAAAACGGACUAGCUGACCCCGAACAGGAAACAGCUCAGACUCACUACAAUUCUAGCCUUCCUGUUCCCUCAACAGAGGAAGGUACCACUGCUCUUGUCACCACAAAGACUGUGCAAAUUCAUAAUUGUACAGCACGCCACAUAGAAGACGUGACUUUAAACAUCUGGAGAUCUGGUUUCAUACAAUGA
Messenger RNA from Chanos chanos (milkfish), 576 nucleotides. RefSeq names its product TNF receptor superfamily member 17 (gene tnfrsf17). Gene Ontology annotation, molecular function: signaling receptor activity. The transcript is spliced from 3 exons. Gene Ontology annotation, biological process: tumor necrosis factor-mediated signaling pathway. The record is from RefSeq and is a predicted model, not a curated record. The coding region runs from base 1 to 576 and encodes 191 amino acids. Lineage: Eukaryota; Metazoa; Chordata; Actinopteri; Gonorynchiformes; Chanidae.